Messenger RNA from Lampris incognitus (smalleye Pacific opah), 623 nucleotides. RefSeq names its product acyl-CoA thioesterase 13 (gene acot13). Gene Ontology annotation, molecular function: fatty acyl-CoA hydrolase activity. The record is from RefSeq and is a predicted model, not a curated record. The coding region runs from base 100 to 528 and encodes 142 amino acids. The transcript has 3 exons. Lineage: Eukaryota; Metazoa; Chordata; Actinopteri; Lampriformes; Lampridae.
CACGACUUAGCAGAAAAGCAACGCCGUGGUGAGGUAAAUACAACUGCACCUCUUGGUUUCCUGAAGGCAGAGGGCACCGUUUCGAUACCCUCUGUCGCCAUGGCGUCAAUGUCUUUACAAUCGAUAAAACAAUUAAUGAAAGCGAUGGUGGAUCACUCGGGUUUCGACCGAGUCCUGAACAAGAUGAACAUUGUGUCAGCGAUCCCUGGUAAGAUGGUGUGUGAGAUGAAGGUGGAGGAGGAGCACACGAACCGAGGAGGGACCCUGCACGGCGGACUCACGGCCACACUGGUGGAUGUGGUCUCCACUGGGGCCAUCAUGUACAGUGAACGCGGCUUACCGGGGGUCAGUGUUGACAUGAACAUAACAUACAUGAAUGCCGCCAAAAUAGGGGAGGAUGUGCUGAUCACUGCUCAGGUUCUGAAGCAAGGGAGGACCCUGGCCUUCGCCACUGUAGACCUUACGAACAAGGCCACAGGGAAAAUGAUUGCACAAGGGAGGCACACAAAGCAUCUUGGCAGCAGCUAAUUCGCCUACCCAAUGUGCCUGUAAAUUGUAAUGUAACGUCAUGGCGCAGCCAAAUAAAGACUAUUAACUGAAAAUGAAAGCCCACUGUGUCCUGU